This is a messenger RNA of Choloepus didactylus (southern two-toed sloth), 2419 nucleotides long. It is a transcript of the gene RGS9, whose product is annotated as regulator of G protein signaling 9. Lineage: Eukaryota; Metazoa; Chordata; Mammalia; Pilosa; Megalonychidae. The transcript has 19 exons. The record is from RefSeq and is a predicted model, not a curated record. Gene Ontology annotation, biological process: regulation of G protein-coupled receptor signaling pathway; G protein-coupled receptor signaling pathway; intracellular signal transduction. Bases 130 to 2145 code for a protein of 671 amino acids.
GCCCGCCCCGCCAGCCGCCUUCCGACGCCGCGGGGUCGCGGGGGCCCAGCCCGCGUCCUCUUUUGGGGUCUUUUUUAUUUUCUCUCGCUUCCAUUUGGGUUCUGGCUCCGAAUUCACCCAGGGUCCAGGAUGACAAUCCGCCACCAAGGCCAGCAGUACAGGCCGAGGAUGGCAUUUCUCCAAAAGAUUGAAGCGCUCGUGAAGGACAUGCAGAACCCCGAGACGGGGGUCCGAGUGCAGAGUCAGAGAGCCCUGGUCACCAGUGUCCCUCACGCCAUGACAGGAAACGAUGUUCUGCAGUGGAUCAUCCAGCGGCUUUGGAUCUCCAGUCUGGAGGCACAGAACUUGGGCAACUUUUUUGUCAAGUAUGGCUACAUUUACCCCCUGCAAGAUCCCAAGAAUCUCGUUCUGAAGCCUGACAGCAGCCUCUACCGAUUCCAGACUCCAUAUUUCUGGCCCACCCAGCAGUGGCCGGCCGAAGAUACGGACUAUGCCAUCUAUCUGGCCAAGCGAAAUAUUAAGAAGAAAGGGAUUUUAGAAGAAUAUGAAAAGGAAAAUUACAACUUCUUGAACAAAAAAAUCAACUACAAGUGGGACUUUGUCAUUAUGCAGGCCAAAGAGCAGUACAGGACUGGAAAGGAAAGGAACAAAGCAGAUAGGUAUGCACUGGAUUGCCAAGAGAAGGCAUAUUGGCUGGUGCAUCGAUGCCCUCCAGGAGUGAACAACGUACUGGACUAUGGCCUGGACCGAGUCACCAAUCCAAAUGAAACGAAGGUAAACCAGAAACAAACAAUCACUGCUGUCAGAAAAGAGAUCAUGUAUUACCAACAGGCCUUAAUGAGGUCCACGGUGAAGUCUUCGGUGUCCCUUGGAGGGAUCGUCAAGUACAGCGAACAGUUCUCUUCCAAUGAUGCCAUCAUGUCCGGCUGCCUCCCCAGCAAUCCUUGGAUAACAGAUGAUACCCAGUUCUGGGAUUUAAAUGCCAAGUUGGUUGAAAUCCCAACCAAGAUGCGAGUGGAACGAUGGGCCUUCAACUUCAGUGAGCUGAUCCGAGACCCCAAAGGCCGACAGAGCUUUCAGUACUUUCUCAAGAAAGAAUUCAGUGGAGAGAACCUGGGAUUCUGGGAAGCCUGUGAGGAUCUCAAGUAUGGCGAUCAGUCCAAGGUCAAGGAGAAAGCAGAGGAGAUUUACAAGCUGUUCCUGGCCCCAGGGGCAAGGCGGUGGAUAAACAUAGACGGCAAAACCAUGGACGUCACCGUCAAAGGGCUGAAGCAUCCGCACCGCUAUGUGCUGGAUGCCGCGCAAACCCACAUCUACAUGCUCAUGAAGAAGGAUUCUUAUGCUCGCUAUUUAAAGUCUCCAAUCUAUAAGGAAAUGCUGGCCAAAGCGAUUGAGCCUCAGGAAACCACCAAGAGAAGCUCCAGCCUCCCGUUUAUGCGGCGUCACCUCCGCUCCAGCCCGAGCCCUGUCAUCCUGAGGCAGCUGGAAGAAGAAGCCAAGGCUCGAGAGGCAGCCAACACCGUGGACAUCACGCAGCGGGGCCAGCAUGCCGCCCCCAGCCCCCACCUGGCUGUGUACACCGGGACCUGCGUGCCCCCCUCUCCGGGCAGCCCCUUCCUGUCCUGCCGCUCCCCGCGGAGGCCAAGCCUCUCGCCCAGCCGCUUCAUCUGGCCCAGCAGCACCGUCUGCCCCUCGCCCAGCAGAGCGGCCCUGGGGGGCUCCUCGGGCUCCCAGCAGCCAGAGGACCCCCGCGGAGCCUCCACUGACCUGGAGCUGAGCCUGGGAUGCCCCCUGCCCCCUGCCCAGCCCAGGGCCCCUCCCAAGGCACGCCCGGCCCUGGCCCUCGGUGGGUUUCUGAGACGUGGCUGUUUAAGCUCGUCGCUCUUUGCCAGGCUCUCACCCAAGUGCCCCGCUGUGCCCCAUGGGAAGGUGCAGCCCCUGGGGGACGGCGGCCAGCAGCUGCCACGCUUGAAAUCCAGGAAAAUACCAAACUUUUUCCAGAUCAAAAUGGAUGUGCCCACGGAGAGCGGGACCUGCUUGAUGGACUCAGAGGAGGACGCCAGGACGGGAGAGCCAGGCGACCGCACCGCAGACAAGGAGGUGGUCUGUCCCUGGGAGAGCCUGGCUGAGGGGAAAGCAGGCUGAGCCGGGCCAGGAAGGUGCUCGCUGCAGACUCCAGCUCCCCCGAGGCUGGAGGGGCCACGGGACAUGCUUGCUCUUGAACCAAAGUGCAUUACUAUCCUAUUGGGGUCAGAAAGACAAGGUGCAGUGGAUAGUGGGGAAGCAGGCUCCGGCUUGGGCCCCCGACGGCCACCACUGUCCCUUCCUCCUGACCUCCCCUCCGUGGGCAGAAGAAAGACAAGCAAACCUGAAGACUUUACUUGCUGCCUUAAUAUCAAUAAAAGGUUGACAUGUAAGA